AUGAGUCCAUCUCUCAUUGUUAACAUCUCUGUGGAGUGGCUCUCCAUAAUGGACAGCAGAUGCAUGGAUUUGUUCCUCAUCCCUACUGUUCUUCUAACUUCUGUCACAAUGCUGGUCAACCCUGUACUGUUCCUCGGCAUCCUGUGUUUUCCUUCACUGCGUCAGGAGACCCGCUACCUGCUUCUUGCUAACACGCUCUUUGCCGACAUGCUCUUCCUCACCAUAAACCUUACAGUUGUGUCUUGCAACACAGUAGGCAUGCUCAUGCCUCACAUACUGUGCGAAUUUUUGAUUGUAAGCACAGUAACCACAUACAGCUGUUCCGUGCUCACCCUCACACUGAUGGUCAUCGACACAUAUGUUGCGGUACGCUGGCCGCUACGUUACAAAGAUAUUCUCCCACCAUCCCGUGCCAGGAAGAUAAUCAUGAGCAUGUGGGUGGUGGCAUCAUUGUGCCCAAUAUCUCUUCUAGUAAUGCUUGAGUUGGUGAUAAACAGUGACCAACAAAGGCAGCCGGUGUGUUUGGUAUUGAUUGCGCUGCACUCACUGGGUUGGAGGAAGUUUGGCAUUCAUUUGUACUUCAUAAUUGCUGUUAGCAUUUGCACUGCUCUCAUUGUGUACUGUUACAUUCAUCUUUACAUCAUCACAAAGACUUCGGGGAUAUGGCGUAGCCGGUACUCUCGAGCACGGAUGACGCUCCUGGCACACACACUGUUGCUCAUGAUGUAUUUCAUUCCUGCACUGGUCUUCGCAGUUGAGCUGGCUCUUUUAAAGCAAGAUGAAACCCAGAGUGAAGUGGGAGUGUGGAUUAACUUGGUGAACAUGUGUGUGCUGAUGUUGCUGCCACGCUCUUUUACUCCUUACCUGUACAUCCUGCGCUAUCGUGAGAUUUACAAGACUCUCCAGCAGGUGUUGGAAAAGAGACGUCUCAGCCAGAUCAGUGCAGCCUAG
Molecule: messenger RNA, 951 nt
Organism: Myxocyprinus asiaticus (Chinese sucker)
Lineage: Eukaryota; Metazoa; Chordata; Actinopteri; Cypriniformes; Catostomidae
Product: probable G-protein coupled receptor 148
Biological process (GO): G protein-coupled receptor signaling pathway
Cellular component (GO): membrane
Molecular function (GO): G protein-coupled receptor activity
Source: RefSeq, a predicted model, not a curated record